Molecule: messenger RNA, 2739 nt
Organism: Pteropus alecto (black flying fox)
Lineage: Eukaryota; Metazoa; Chordata; Mammalia; Chiroptera; Pteropodidae
Gene: CD3D
Product: CD3d molecule
Exons: 5
Coding region: 141-656 (171 amino acids)
Biological process (GO): positive thymic T cell selection; cell surface receptor signaling pathway
Cellular component (GO): membrane; external side of plasma membrane; alpha-beta T cell receptor complex
Molecular function (GO): transmembrane signaling receptor activity
Source: RefSeq, a predicted model, not a curated record
CAGAGAAAUAGGCUUAUUCUAGUUCCUCCCCCACCCUCUACUUUUUCCGGUACCAGUGAGUCUGCUGGCGGAGGGCAGCUCUCAUCCUAGCUGAUAGAUCUGUGACCUGGGUCUAUCUACUGAAUGAAUUCUGUUGGAAGAUGGAACACAGCAGGUUUCUGGCUGGCCUGAUAUUGGCUGCCCUUCUCUCCCAAGUGAGCCUCUCCCAGAAUCUUGUGGAUGAAGUUGAGGACAAAGUGCUUUUGAAUUGCAAUAGAAGCACCAUAUGGCUACAGGGAACAAGGGGAAAACUGUCCUCAAACGACCAAAGUCUGGACCUGGGAAAACGCAUCCUGGACCCACGAGGAGUGUAUCUGUGCAAUGAGACAUAUGAAAACAAAUUCAAAUUAUAUACUUUACAAGUAUAUUAUAGAAUGUGCCAGAACUGUGUGGAGCUGGACUCAGCUACCCUGGCUGGCAUCAUUGUCACUGACAUCAUUGCCACUAUCCUCCUUGCUUUGGGAGUCUACUGCUUUGCUGGACAUGAGACUGGAAGGCUCUCUAGGGCUGCUGAGACUCAACAUUUAUUGAGUAAUGACCAGCUCUAUCAGCCCCUUCGUGAUCGGAAUGAUGCUCAGUACAGCCGUCUUGGUGAAAACUGGCCUCGGAACAAGUGAACCUGAGAUUGGUGGCUUAUAGGAGCAUCAGUUAUCAACCACACCUUCUCUCUUUGUUCAGUCAAUAAAUAUGUCUUCUUUCACUCAGCAGGCGCCUGGACUUUUCAAGCCUCCUGAGCAAGGCAUGGGAAUUGUCCUGCCUUGUUUGGGUCCUUGCUCUCCCUGCCAAUCUGUAUCAUUCCUUCAUUGCUUCCCGUCCUCUGCCCCACAUGAACAGUCUAAUGGACAGCUUCUCAUCACUUUCUGCCUCACUGGUGUUUAUGGCCUGGUGCACUCUCUUCAGGAUCUGCCCCCACGUACUCCCUCGCUAUUUGUUGUCUCCAGUUAGCCCCCCAUUGUAACCCUUCCUGGGUUUUGGCUUCUUCACCACAGCUGAGGGUGGCUGCUGUGUUCAGGGACUCAGCCGCACAAAAGUUUCCAUGACAUCACGAGCGGAGGUGGUAGAGACAUCAAAGGCCUUGAGACUCACUUCUUAUCAAGAUGCAGAGAAUGUGUGUGAGAAAGUCCCACUUCUGCUAAGGGGCUGGCCUUGGCUUUUUAACCUCAUUGUGCAGUAGCCACUAGCUGUGAGAAGUCUUAGCCUAGACCCCUUUAAUACCAUUUAUCUUACUUUCCCCAGAACCUUUGCCCCUGUCUCCUGCAGGAUAAACUGGCAACAGAAACCCUUCAUCAAUUAAAUUUCCACUCACUUGGAAAGCUGGAGUUUGAGACUAGGUGGGGACUUAGGAUAUUUUCAAUGGAUGUCAUCUUUGGUUUCUUUGGUUAGUGGGUUAGUGGUGGUUCUGAAUCUUUGAGAGCCUGAGGGAAUUGUUAAGAAUAUAGACACGUGGGCCCCACUUUAGGCAUGUAGUCCCUGAGUAAUUCUGAAACAACCCCAAUUCAGAGUCCUUGGUUUAAAUGAAGAACUGAGGUCCCUUACUCUGUGUCCUUCAUGCCUGUUCCUGUCUACCAUAGGUGGGAACCUCUCCUUUUAUUCUCUGAGUAAGAGUAGUUUAGUGAACUUGAGGACAUUUAAAUGAGAGUAAGCAUUUUCUAGACCAGGGUUCCCCAAAGAAAAAAGAAUUAAAAACUAUAUUGCCAGAGAUCUGGAUGAUUCUGACCACUAUCUCUUCACGAUAUACACAGACCUCAAUUUUGGUAGAGACAGAAUGAACUUCCAAUUUACAACAGAUGCUGCAUUCAUGGUUAUGAUUUAUUCCUACCCUUUAUAUCCCUACUACCAUAGUCCUUCUAACCCUAGAUCUUGCUUUCACACUGAGUACCUCCACUGAGCAACCCUUCAUGGCUUGUAUUGUACCAGUGCUUGUAUCCUUUUCACACACUGCACACUUCCUUUCACCUGAUUCCUCAUAUGCCUUUAUAUCCCACCAUACCUCUCACUAGUUCUCAACAUUGGCCGUAUGUUGGAAACUCUUGGGAACUUUAAAAAUACUGGUUUCUGGGUGAUUCCACCCCCAGGAAUUCUAAUUUUAUUGGUCUGGAGCAUCAGGACUUAAGUCGAUUUUAACAGGAAGCCAAAGUUGAGAAAAACUGCCCUCCCUCCAUCUGAGCCCUUCUAGAAUCUUGUGUCCCUUAUGGCUCUAUUUUUUUGUGUGCUUUUAAAAAACAGAUUUACUGAGGUAAACUGACACAAAUAAACAGCAUAUAUUUAGCGUAAAAUUUGGCAAACUUUGGCAUAUGUAGCCCACUUGUGAAACACUACCACGAUCAAGAUAAUGAACGUAUCCAACACUUUGAACAGUUUCCUUGUGCCCCUUUGCAUGCAAUCCCUCCCCGCUCCCUCUGCUUAUCUCCACACCCUCCAGGCGACCACUGAUCCACUUUCUGUCAUUACAGAUUAGUUCUCAUUUUUCUAUAGUUAAUAUACAUGAAAUAAUAUAUUAUGUACCCUUUUCUGGUCUGCCUUCUUACAUUCAGCAUAAUUAUUUUGAUAUUCAUCCAUCUUGUUGCAUCUUUCAAUAGUUCGUUCCUUUUUUGUUGUUCAGUAGUAUUCCAUUGUAUGGAUAUGCCACAGCUGUUUAUACUAUCUGUUGAUAGUCUUUUGGGUUGCUUCCUGGUUUUGGUUAUUACAAAUAAAGCUGCU